Molecule: messenger RNA, 1491 nt
Organism: Penicillium cataractarum
Lineage: Eukaryota; Fungi; Ascomycota; Eurotiomycetes; Eurotiales; Aspergillaceae
Exons: 1
Coding region: 1-1491 (496 amino acids)
Source: RefSeq, a predicted model, not a curated record
AUGACAGACAGAUACCAGGGGGAAUAUUCCCUGUUCAAUCAUUUUGGCAUACAAGCGAAUAUCAUUAUCGCUGCCACCUAUACCAAUACAAAGGAUGGAAACAUCGUGCUUUCCAAAGACCUCUUAUAUGCCGCCCUGAAGCAAACUGCUGUAAAAUAUCCCGAGCUUGGGAUAACUUAUUACUACCGCGAUUCAAAAAAGAAAUCUGGGCAACACCGGUGCUGGUCGGCUUUCCGGCAGCUUAUCAAUCUUGAUGAACAUGUGAAGUUCAUUGAUAUUCCAGCAGAGGAGGAAGCAACGGGACUGACGGCAACUCUUGAGAGGUACCACGACCUUUAUUUUGACCCAGCAGAAAGACCACCAUGGCAGCUGGUGGUUGUCAAUGGGAAACAUAUGCUGUUCGUGUAUGAUCACUACCUCACUGAUGGACGCGGUGGUACAUACAUACUAGAGAGUAUCUUGGAAGCCCUCAACUCUCCCGAGCAGGAUCUCAAUAACUCUCCCAAACAAAGCAUCUUCACCCUUCCAUUCGUCAAGUUGACAACCGACAUCAAGGGGUUUCCCGAGAUUGAUCCUAUCAAACGGGCCCCGGCACCACUUUCUCUCUUUACUGCUAUCUUAAAUUAUCUUCGUUUUGUGAUCCUCUCGCUGCUAUACAGAAAAAAGGACCUCUUUUUUCAUGAUGUCAUCCAUAAUGAUCGUCCUCUGGACUUCCACAACCCUCAGAGAGAGGACAAUCUCGUCAAAACAAGACUUCACACUCUUCGCCUCGAUGCCUCUACAAUGCAAAAAUGCAUUCAGGCCUGCCGGUCCCAUCAAACUUCGUUCACGAGUCUUCUGCACACCCUCAUUAAAGUGACAUUGGCAGCGGACUUCUACCCAAAUGCCAAGUUCAAUCAUUCUAUGACAGUCGUUGAUAUCCGACAGUUCCUGAAACCGCACGACAGGGAGCAGACCGUGGAGAAUGCGGCUUCCAUGGUAUCGAGCUUCGACUGGCUAUCCAAGUUUCGCCAAGCAGGAGAGCAGACAGCCUCUAAAGAGAACACCAAAUUUAAUGCGGAUCUACUAUGGGAGCUAGCACGCAAGCAUCGGGCGCAUAUCCUCAAUGACAUGAAUCACAAAAAGUCUUGCUUGAGCGCUUGGCAGGCGGUCGACCUCAUCGGGGAAGAUGGAGAAGAUUAUAUUACCGGCUUUAUACCCGGGCUGAAGCUUGUUCAGCGUAAUUCUUUCUCCGUCUCUAAUUUGGGUGCUUUCCGCCCAAAUCAAUCAGUCGGCGAAGACGGGAGCAGCGAAGAUUGGACCAUUACCAAUAUGGAGUUCUCUGCUGGGGCUCUCCAAACUGGAUUUGCGACCAAUCUGGUGUUCAACGUGGCAGGAGUUCAAGAUGGCCCAACAACUAUUCAUGUCUGCCAUGAAGAAGGUGCCUUGAAAGAUGAUUUUGUCGAUUCGGUUCUAGAGCUAGUCAAAAUGCGGAUGGAUGCCAUCAUCUAG